This is a messenger RNA of Misgurnus anguillicaudatus (oriental weatherfish), 3668 nucleotides long. Lineage: Eukaryota; Metazoa; Chordata; Actinopteri; Cypriniformes; Cobitidae. The record is from RefSeq and is a predicted model, not a curated record.
AUGAACCUUGUCAGUGGAUAUAACGCGUAAUAAAUCAGACUGGCGAUCAUGCUUUACUUUAUUCGUAACGCUACGUUUGAGGUGACGUCAUCAGCGUGACAACACACGCGCAAAGCGUCCAACGGGAUGACGUCAGUCGUACCUAGACAAGAGGGGAUCCCACAUAAUUGAUUAUUUUAGUUAGAUAUAGUUAAACCCCGUGCUAUAAUCGAUUUUUAUAUCACACUUAUCACUAUAAACUCACAGAAAGUCUCUCCACGUGUCAAUCAUUCGGCGCGCUGAAGGUUCAAGCCAUCAGGUUGGCUGCGUUUUUUUGGAGGACGGGGAUAUGGAGUUGUGGCUAGAAGGGACACAGCUAUGGACACAAUCUCGUGGAAUCUCGCCGGAUGAGCGCUGUUUAUUUCAUCCCAAUCCUACUCCCGUAACGUUUCAUGGGAUUUAAGAGCUCAGAUAUCACCUGUUGCUAAGACAUUAACCAGCCUAAUACAGACCAGAACACACUGCCGAACCAUAAUACAUCAGAAAGAAAGAAGAUUGACGUGCAUGUAGAAGAUGAGAAGUGAUGAUAUGAAUGUUAACCAUCUCUCACUGGAUUCACUCAGUUUGAUUGAGCAAGAAGAUUCAGAUCAUGUCAAGAUCCUGGAUGAUGAAUCUGAAACAGAGCUGGACACUCAGGGUAAGGUGGACAUAUUCAUCAAAUCCUCUUACAUUUAUAAAGAAUUAAAGUGCACUUGUGUUUUUCUAUCAGAGGUGAAGACAAAUGAUUUGUUGUCUACUGGAGAAAUAUACCUACAGGCGUGUAAACUGGUGGGUGUUGUGCCGGUCAGAUAUUUUCUCAGAAAUCUGGGUUCUGACACGAUUAAUAUGAACCAUCAUGGAUUGGGUCCACUGGGAGGAAAAGCCCUGGCCAUCGCGUUUGUGACAGAUGUUCACACCACAACCCUGCAGUUAGCAGAUAACUUUCUAUUGGCUGAAGGAGCAAAAUAUCUCAUGGAGAUGCUGAGGACCAAUCUCACUAUCCAACAUCUUGAUCUGUCCAACAAUCACUUGCAGUCUGCAGGCGCUGAAUAUGUGGCUAAAAUGCUCCUGGAAAAUAUUUCCAUCAUAUCAUUAAAACUUUCAGGGAAUAAAUUUGGUGAAGAUGACGCCAGAUGGUUUGCAGAUGCUUUAUCGAGCAACUACAGAGUCAAAGAGUUGGAUUUGAGUCACAAUCGCUUCUGUGGUCGAGGUGGGGAGCAUCUCGGUCAGAUGAUAGCAAACAAUGACGGUUUAGAGGUUCUUGAUCUCAGCUGGAAUCAUCUGCGAAUGAAGGGAGCCGUAGCUUUCUGUGCAGGUCUAAAGGUCAACAGUACUCUCAAACAUUUGGACCUGUCAUGGAACGGCUUUGGGAAUGAAGGAGCUUUGGCUUUAGGUGAAGCUCUCAAGUUCAACAACACAUUAAUAGAUCUGAAUCUGAACAACAACCGCAUCACAGACGAGGGUGCGAGUAUGCUCUGUAAGGGCCUGGAGGCCAAUGACACACUGAGAAUACUGAAGUUGGCAUAUAACUCAUUGACAGUAGAGGGAGCUUUAACUCUGAUCAAUGUCAUCAGGAAUACACCUAAAACUGCCAUAGAGGAGAUCAACAUAUCUAAUGUGCUGGUGAAUGAGAACUUUGUUCAGCUGUUAGAGUUGACCUGUCAGGAGAAUCCCAGUCUACAGGUGCAGUAUGGAGGGGUCGGGGGAUUCAUUGCCAAAAAGCCCCGGAAGCGCAUUGACCCAAUGAAGAUCAUUCAGGAUUAUCUUGACCAGCGUAAACUUCGCCUGUGGGAUUUCUUCCGUAAUAUUGACAAGGACGGUACGAUGCAUGUUUCAGUCGUGGACUUCAGAAAAGCUGUCCAGCAAUCCAGCAUCCCACUGGAGAGAUUUCAGAUUGAAGAACUGAUUCAGAGACUGGACAGAGACGGGACAGGGAUGGUGGAUUACAGAGGCCUGGCGGACACACGUAAGCAGAUGAUGCGAGAUCACCGCCGUCAGCUGAGGAAAGUGGAAUCUCGGCAGAAGAAGGAGAAACAAAAGAGCGACAGGAUCCUGAAGACUUUCGAGAGCGCGGUGGAGGCAGUGACUCCUCACAGCUCUAUGUUAAUAUCAGCCAGCGGUGUUCGGGAGGAAUGGAGCGGACCGCAGCACUUCUCUGCUACACCGCUCAGCUCCUGGCAUCAUAUCGUCAUGUCUAACAGCAGUCGUUUCUCUGUUAAUAACAUGAGCAGUGAACACAUUCACCUGCCUGUCAUAGCAGGGGCAACGUCUUACAAACCAUUGAGCGUACGCUCGUAUUCCCAACCCAACAUCUCCACCAGCGGCCACAAACCUCCCAUCAGUAAACCAGCAUCGGCUCAGGGAAUACAUGAUUCAACAUCUAACCCCAUGACUCCAACAGCUAACCUGACCAGAUCCAGACCUGCAUUAAACACAAAACCAACUCCUAAAGCAGGAGAGAAAAACAAGAAAAGAAGACAAAGAAAAGGAAAGCAAAAAAGUCUAAACAUCAUCUGACUAAACUAUAAAGGCCAUGUGGCAUUUUCAAUAUGAAGUAGGGGAGAGUUGGGCACAAACUAACACUUUUUGGCUUUGGCUCUAUCAUUAAAAAUAUUUAAGUUAGAUGAAUCAUUUAUUACACAAUCAACACACACAUCUCUGCUACAAAUGAACAAUUAAAGUUUGUUUGUGGGAACUACCGUUAUCAUACAAUUACACUGAAAGUGACAGGAGUGCAAACUUUACCUCAUAGGUGGGCUUCAUUGUAACAAACAGAGGGUUUGUUGUUACACCUGCUAGAAAAUUUAGUUUAAACACAAAUAAUUCAAUCAAAUUCUGUCUAUAUACUAAAGGUGGAUAUUGUUUCUAUAUCUGACUAUAAUAGAUAGAUAUCCACACAUUCAUCCAUCCAUCAUCCUUUAUAUAACCAUUCUUGAAUUAAGCAUGAAUGCAUAGAAAUACAUUUUUUAAUAGGACAAAAACUAAUAAUAGUGAGUUAUUUCCCCUGAUAUUGUAUUAGCAGUUAUCAUUUUGAUGAAUAAUAUUUACAUUGUUUUCAUUUCAUCAUCAUUGUAUACCUGAGGCUUUAUUGUGAGACUGUGUGACAACUAACCCCGCUGUGUAAAAAUGUUUUUAAUCCCAGCAAUCAGUUACUAGGAGUUGUUGACAUCUUUUAAAAUGGUGUUUUGUUUUAGUGAUUAAAACAAUAUAAGGUUGGAUUUGGUGACUUACACACACACAACUCAGAAAUUGAAAAAAAAAAAUAACAUAAAGAAAUUUACUUUCAUGCCUCCUAAACACUCUUUGUUCAAUAUAUUAAUGAAAACUUAUCAAACUUUUCACGAAUUCACAGAAGAUCUUCUGACUGUAAGAGAAAAAGACCAAAAGCACAGAUUCGGCUUGGUCCAGUAGAAAUAUGUCAAGUAGCCAUAAUAGUAGUUACAAUUACUACUUGCUCACUACAAUACUCAAUAUAAACUCUAUAAUGUCAACUGUUUUAAAGAAUAGUUUGUGAAAUAGCUGCGCAGCUUUUCCUAAAACUGAAUCAGAUUGAAUGCUAAUUAUCUUCUUACACACUGUGUUAAGUGUUGACAGAACUGGAAAUAAUAAAUGAAAUGAUAAUUGUAUUGUAUUGUAUUGUAUUGUGGGAU